Molecule: messenger RNA, 947 nt
Organism: Paramacrobiotus metropolitanus
Lineage: Eukaryota; Metazoa; Tardigrada; Eutardigrada; Parachela; Macrobiotidae
Exons: 3
Coding region: 117-680 (187 amino acids)
Source: RefSeq, a predicted model, not a curated record
ACCGUGCAACAGUACAUAAAAAAGUCGCAGUAGUCAGUAAUACGUUAAUCUGCUUUAACUGCCGUUACAGAGUUUUCGACUUCAACGAAAUUUAUUUGGAAUAAUAAACAUUAGCCAUGGUUGACGUUAUUCAGCGUGUUCUGGACGAUCACUCGGAAAUUAAGCACGCGUACGAGCGCGUGCAGGCCACACAGGGCGAGGACGCGGAUAAAUGGCUGAACCAGUUGAUCUGGAGUAUCGCCAAGCAUGCCGCUGCCGAGGAGCUGGAGGUGUACCCGCUUCUCGACAAAUUAGGCGGACAAGCCAAAGCGCUGGCCGACGAAUCCCGGAAGGACCACCAGAAGACCAAGGAGGCCCUCAGCCAGCUGGACGGGAAAAAGGUCACGCCGGAGACCCGCCCCCAGAUCGACCGGAUGAUGGAGGAGCUCCUGCAGCAUAUCGCCAUGGAGGAAAGCCAGGACGGCGAUCUUGACGUCAUCCGCAAAGGCCUCUCCGGGGAUGAACUGCUGGAAGCCGGGAAGAAGUACGAGAAAACCCGCAAGAUGGUGCCGACACGCCCGCAUCCCGACGCCCCCGAUAAGGGAGCGUUCCAGAGCCUCACCGGCUUCCUGGCGCUGCCUAUCGACAAGAUGCGCGAUCUCUUCCGCUCCUUCCCCGAUGAAGCGCAGGAUCUGCAUUAAACGGCUUGCUUCUUAAUUCGCUGUUUCUCCAUGAUAUAUUACUUGUGACGUUAUUUCUAUGUGUUCCGCAUUGCGUUUCUCUGCACUACUUAUUUUUCUUAUAUACAUACUGUGCUUAUUUAAGUUUUGUGCAACAGCACAUAAAAAAGUGGAAUAAACUUCUUGACAGUUACCAAUAUAUUGCUAGUUGUACAGUUGCAAAACAUUUAUUUGUGUGUGUGUACGAGUGAGUAUCAUUUAUCAUUAGCGGAAAAACUGCAUGCCAUC